Messenger RNA from Phycodurus eques (leafy seadragon), 1774 nucleotides. It is a transcript of the gene necab1, whose product is annotated as N-terminal EF-hand calcium binding protein 1. Lineage: Eukaryota; Metazoa; Chordata; Actinopteri; Syngnathiformes; Syngnathidae. Bases 97 to 1341 code for a protein of 414 amino acids. The transcript has 13 exons. Gene Ontology annotation, biological process: regulation of amyloid precursor protein biosynthetic process. Gene Ontology annotation, molecular function: calcium ion binding. The record is from RefSeq and is a predicted model, not a curated record. Gene Ontology annotation, cellular component: cytoplasm.
ACCGGCGACAAACACAACGACGAGCAGAGCACAGCUUCAUCCACUCACUCGCAUUCAAAAGGGGGGGGGGGGGAAACAACAAUAUUUGAUCAUUUAAUGAUGGAUUGCUCAGAGGAAGUGGCAACUGUGUGCGAGGAGCCUGGCGUCCAAGCGGACCUGAAAAAGGGAAUGUCCAUUUUCAUUGAUAUUUUGCGACGUGCGGAUAAAAAUGACGACGGCAAGCUGUCCUUCGACGAGUUCAAGGCCUACUUCUCCGACGGCGUCCUGACGCCAGAGGAACUCAAGGAGCUCUUCCACGCCAUCGACACCCACCACACAGACAACGUGGACACAGAUGAACUCUGUGAGUACUUCUCGCAGCACCUCGGGGAAUACAAGAACGUCCUGGCCGCUUUGGAGGACCUCAACGUGUCCGUACUAAAGGCCAUGGACAAGACCAAGAAGGAUUAUCAGGAGUCCACCCACCUGGAACAGUUUGUGAUUCGCUUCCUGCUGAAGGAGACAACCAAUCAGCUGCAGUCGCUCCAGAGCUCGCUGGAGUGCGCCAUGGAGACCACGGCGGAGCAGACGCGCCGAGAAAAACAAGGUCCAGCCAAGCCGGAGGUUUUGUCAAUCCAGUGGUCGGGCCGUCGCUCCAACCGGAGACUCCAGAGGAACAACAGCCUGUCCCCCAACAACCCCAUCAUGAGUCUCGUGAACUCAGCAGGUGUUUAUGAGGAGGAGAGCCACUGGACGGUUCAAGUGAACAGGCUGCAGAAGCUCAUCGACCGCCUGGAACGGAAGGUUCUUCUUCCUUCUUCCUCCUUACUGGACCAUCGCUCACGUUUUGGGUUUUAUUCCCUGUUUUCAUGUCUGCAGCCGCCACUUACGGCAUGUGCACAUUCACAACAACGCGGACAAAUGACAAACGCCCAUGGCGACGCACGCACGCAUAUGUCCAUAAAAUGGGCGGGAAAUAUGAACGAGAAAAAUGUUAGGGCGGAGAUUCGUCUGGAGCCCGUUGAAGACGCCGUCCCGGAGAGCAAGCUGCACAUUCUGAUCGUGCAGAGGCAGCUUACCGUGCUGGAGGACGAGCUGGAGGAGUUCCGCGUGGCGCUAAGAAACUACAUGGACGCUGCCACCACGCAGACCGGAUGUCUACACGUGGCCCUUCAGCGGCUGGCUAACGAGUCGCGCUUCAUCCUCUACGAAUUCUGGGAGCACAACAGUGUGUGGAAGAAUCACCUGCAGACCAACUACAGCAAGACCUUCCAGAGGGCCAACGUGGACUUCCUGGAGACGCCCGAGACCGUCACCACCAUGCUGCUCCCCGCUUCAUGGUGGGUCCUCAACAACAACUGAGAGCAGCCCGUCACUCACAAUUGGUGCACACACGCACACGCCGUAUGACGUCAUAAUGAUUAGCAUAAUUGAUUACUUCCACGGUUUCUUCUUUGUAUGAAAUAUGUAGCUGCAUUUUAGCCAGCGUGUGUGUGUGCUUAUGAUACCCUAAAAAAAACAAUGACCUCUUGACAUUCUAGUAUCUGACGUCAUCACCGUGUUCGGAUUGACGUCAUUGCACCUUGGGCGCGAGUUUCAGACAUUGUAGCAGCACAUCAUUAUAAUACAUGAAAUACAUUAUUCCAACACAUCACUGCGUUCUUUUGUGCGUAUUUACCGUGACUAAAUGUUAAAAAACGUCAAAUAAAAAAAAGAAAUGCUAUAUUGUUGUGUUUUAUUGUCGAACUUCAAGUGGAUGCAUUUGUCUCCAUCUGGUGACAGAUAGUCGUACUGC